AUGGAUUAUGAUGAAUACACUGGCGUGCCUCGUGGCCCGUUCCCGAUCCCCGGGGUUCAGAUCCUGGAUCAUCCCCCCAGCCAUGGGAGCACGCAGGCCCUCUUUCUGGUGGGCUGGACCAGUGAGGACGAUCCGCUCAAUCCGCGGAACUUCCGCGUCCGGACGCGAGUCCUGACCACACUGUAUGUGUCGGCGCUGGCGUUUGCGGUGAGCGCGUCGUCGUCGAUCGAGUCGGCCGUGCUGGCGCAGAGCAGCGCCGCGUACCGGGUCAGCGAGGUGGUGGCCUCGCUGUUCACCGCGGUCUUCCUCCUCGGCUUCGCGGCGGGCUCGCUGGUCUCGGGGCCUCUGUCGGAGAUCCUGGGCCGCAACGCGGUCUACACGGGGUUCACCUCCCUGUUCAUGUUGUUCAUCAUGGGCUCAGGCUUGUCCCACACCAUCGGCGCCAAGCUGGCAUGCCGGUUUCUGGCCGGCGUGUGUGGCUGUCCGCCGCUGACGUGCGCCGGGGGCACCGUCGCCGACAUCUGGAGCCCGCGCGAGAAGACGCUGAGUUUCCCGGGGUACGCCAUCCUCUCCUUCGGCGGGGCAAUUCUGAGCCCCGUGAUCGCCUCGUACAUGGGCCAAGGGACCCUGUCGUGGCGGUGGGUGAACUGGAUCGUCCUGAUCAUGGGGGGCCUGGUUCUCGCGCUCAUCGUCCUGCUGCAGCCGGAGACCUUCGCACCGCUGCUGCUGCGCUGGAAGGCCCGCCACUUCCGUCGCCUCACUGGCGACGCCCGGUUUCAGUCCCGGAUGGACCUGGACCUGGGACAGACCUCGAUCCUCUCCCGGAUUACGUCGGCCUGUGCGCGGCAAUUCACCUUGGCGGUCCGCGAGCCGAUCAUCCUGCUCCUCGCGCUGUAUAUGACAAUUCUCUACAUCGUGCUCUUUACCUUCUUCGACGGCUAUCCAUACAUUUUCACGGACGUCCAUCAUCUGUCGCAGGGGCUGACAAACAUUGUCUGGGUCGCCAUGUACGUGGGCAUCAUUCUCGCCGGGCUCUUGGUGCCGCUGAUGUACCAGCAACAUCACCGGGGCCGACGCCUCAAGAAGCAGCAGCAGCAGCAGCAGCAGGAGGAGGAUCGUCCAGCCGAUGGAGCCAGAGAGCGAUGCGCGCACACUUCCGACGCGGAGUCUGAAUCCUCUCUCUUCAUCCAGCCUGAAGAUCGGCUCUGGUACGCUAUGGUUGGUGCUCCUGCCAUCCCAAUCAGUCUAUUCUGGAUGGGAUGGACUGACUACAGCUCCAUCUCGGUCUGGUCCCCAAUUCUUGGCUCCUCGCUCUUCGGCUUCGGCAGUAUCUGCCUAUUCAUCUCCUGCUAUAUGUACGUGAUUGAUGCGUACGAGGCCUAUGCCGCCUCCGCUCUAGGCUUUAUGACUAUCACGCGCUACUGUGCGGCCGGGGGCAUGACUGUGGUCGGGGUCCCGUUCUACCAGAACAUGGGGGUGCACUGGACCUUGACGAUCUUGGGGAUCAUCAGUGCCCUUAUGGUCCCGGUACCGUAUACCUUCUGGAAGUAUGGGCCCGUCAUUCGCGGCUGGAGCCGCUUUGCAGUGUAGCUCGGUCGGUUCAGCCUUAUGUCGGUGCUUAAGGUGGGGGUGUGGGUGGGUGGCGGAGUGUGCGCUCACGACUCUGGUUAGUGGAUUGAUAGUCCGCCAAGGCAUUCAAUUAUACACUGCGAUGGUGGAGGGAUUUGUUUCAUACAUGGUUCUUUCCCGUCUCUUCUUUUCUUUCUUUUGGAUUCUUUUCUUGUCGUGAGUCCAUUUCAUCAUACCAGAUAAAGGGGAUUAUCGUACCGUUAGACUGAUUUGAAUAGAUGCCUGGUGUCUAGUCACUGGGCGAAAGCCAACCCCUGCACGUAU
Aspergillus japonicus CBS 114.51 is the source of this 1893-nucleotide messenger RNA. RefSeq names its product synaptic vesicle transporter. The transcript is spliced from 3 exons. Gene Ontology annotation, biological process: transmembrane transport. The record is from RefSeq and is a predicted model, not a curated record. The coding region runs from base 1 to 1590 and encodes 529 amino acids. Gene Ontology annotation, molecular function: transmembrane transporter activity. NCBI's taxonomy places the organism in Eukaryota, Fungi, Ascomycota, Eurotiomycetes, Eurotiales, Aspergillaceae.